AGCCCCGGGACGGCGAGGCGAGGCCGGCGCUCCGAGACCCGCAGUGCAGCCCGCAGCCCGCGGCGACGCCGAGACCCGCGCCGGGGAGGCCCGCGCCGCACGCCGGCUUCUUCCCCUGUCCGUUCCAGGUGCCUGCGGCCCGGCGUCUCCGACCAGCGCGCGCCAUCCGGACAGCGGCAACGUGAGUGACCGUGCCCCAGGCUAGCCUUUGUUGCGUGGGUUUGGGGCGUCCGCCGGCUCUGUUUUAUUUUGCGUUUCAUUGCGUGGGGUUCCCCAACUUUGUUCCGGUCCCUGUUUGUGACCCGGGUCCAUGUCGCGCCUCCCCAAGCUCCUGCUUUUUUCGAAUGUGGUCUUGGUCGUUCUCUCCAGAAUCCUGCCCAGGGCAGCGGACGCCCAGAAAGAGAGCCGGGUGCCCCGGGCAGCCCCGGGAUCGGGCGACAGUGCCAACCUGGGGCGCGCGAGGCGCUCUGAGCUGUCCUCCGGCCUCUGGAAACGGUGUCGGCCGGGCGGCCAGACGGGGGCCCAGGAAGGAGCGUCCCUACGAACUCUUGCUCGACGAACUCUCAGCUGGGACGGUCCUUGCUAGGAGGUCCCUUCGAGGGGCCCGCUCUGCGUCUGGACAGGCUCUGAGCUCGCGUCCCUCUCUCCCCGCAGCCAUGGCGCGGUUCCUGAGACUCUGCACUUGGCUGUUGGCUCUUGGCCCCGGGCUCCUGGCGACCGUGCGGGCGGAAUGCAGCCAGGACUGCGCGACGUGCAGCUACUUCCUGGCGCGCCCCACCGACAUCAACCCCCUGGCUUGCACACUGGAAUGUGAAGGGAAACUGCCUUCUCUCAAAACCUGGGAAACCUGCAAGGAGCUUCUGCAGCUGUCUAAACUGGAGCUUCCUCAAGGUGGCACCAGCGCCCUCAGAGAAAGCAGCAAACAGGAGGAGAGCCAUUUGCUAGCCAAAAAGUAUGGAGGCUUCAUGAAAAGGUACGGAGGCUUCAUGAAGAAAAUGGAUGAGCUUUACCCUGUGGAGCCAGAAGAAGAGGCAAAUGGAGGUGAAAUCUUGGCCAAGAGAUACGGGGGCUUCAUGAAGAAGGAUGCAGAGGAGGAUGCCGCCCUGGGCAAUUCCUCAGACCUGCUGAAAGAGCUGCUGGCAACAGGAGACAACCGAGACAGCAGCCACCACCAGGAGAGCAGUGACGAUGAAGAAGUGAGCAAGAGAUAUGGGGGCUUCAUGAGAGGCUUAAAGAGAAGCCCCCAACUGGAAGACCAAGCCAAAGAGCUGCAGAAGCGAUACGGGGGCUUCAUGAGAAGAGUGGGUCGCCCAGAGUGGUGGAUGGACUACCAGAAAAGGUACGGGGGCUUCCUGAAGCGCUUCGCUGAUUCUCUGCCCUCCGACGAAGAAGGUGAAAGUUACUCAAAAGAAGUUCCAGAAAUGGAGAAAAGAUAUGGAGGAUUUAUGAGAUUUUAAUGCCCUUCCCCAUCGGGGCCCCUAGGCCCCCACAAGCCUUCCUCUCUCCCCCAGUGAGAGACUGCCUCGUGGAUCGCCUUUUAUUGUCAAGUGUUGCUUGCAUUGUAUAGUUGACUUUAUUGUCUGAUAACUAUUUACACGACCUGAAAGCCAUCAUUUCAGGUGCUGUGUUCUGAGAGUCUUCAAGCUUAGUAUUGGUCUAUUACAGCUAUCUGGUGUUCAUGCUAAAAUAGUUUUUGCUACCUUGUCCUUUAUUUUUGACAAAACAUCAGUAAAUGCUUAUUUGUAUAUAGAUAUAAUAAAGCUAUUUCCCCAA
Molecule: messenger RNA, 1773 nt
Organism: Equus quagga
Lineage: Eukaryota; Metazoa; Chordata; Mammalia; Perissodactyla; Equidae
Gene: PENK
Product: proenkephalin
Exons: 2
Coding region: 345-1457 (370 amino acids)
Biological process (GO): neuropeptide signaling pathway; chemical synaptic transmission; sensory perception
Cellular component (GO): neuronal cell body; plasma membrane; dendrite
Molecular function (GO): opioid receptor binding
Source: RefSeq, a predicted model, not a curated record